GCUGUGUCUACGUCUCACUUACACUUACACACACCUCCAAACCGAAACCUCAACAGCGCACAUACUGGGGCACGUGAAUUCGCACACUCACGCACGCGCACAAUCGGCGCCUGGUAUUAAAUCGAGAAAUCUGCAUGACCCGCCAUGCCACCGCCGCCGACGAGCCAGCAAGCACUGACACACCGUUCGAGUUUAUUCAUUAAUUUGUGACUGGACACCGCCUGCCGUACCUCGUUUUCUGAUACAUUCAGCAACACUCUGCGGUUCCCGCUGUUCCUAAAUUGCCCACCGCCACCAUUGUACGACGCGUUUGGCGUUCAUUCACUGAAUAAUAUUAUCGACAUAAUAUUAUUGUUGUAUACUAUUUACACACAAAUUUGACGCCGCCGCCGGUUUUUCGUCGAUUAUUAUUUCUAGCCACCGCCAACGGCAUUAUAUUCUUGUCGAAUAACGUAAUUUGUCGUCCCCAUCUCACACCAACCGUCAAGCGACCGGCGACUGUCAGUUCAAUUCAACAAAACUUCAUUUUAAUAAUGGCUUCUGUUGUCAACGAACUAGCGGAACAAGUGGUAGUUAUUAAAAUCGAAGAUGAAGAAGAUUCUGAAAUUGAUGCUAUGGCUCGUAAUUUGAAAGAAAAAUAUAAGCAAAACGCAACAGCUGCAACAAAACAGAAGGCUGCUCCUCCAGCUAUCAAUAAAACAAAUAAGCAAGAAAUAUUAACUGAAGAUUGUGUAUACAUUGAGAGCAUAAAAAGUAGGUUUUCUUGGAAGUUAAUUGGAGGAAGCCACAUACCCUAUAUCGUACGAGUAAUUAAUGGUAAACAUUUGAAGUUUGUAUCCGUACGUAUGGCUGAAACUCAGCUACUCGGCCAAUAUAUAAAUUAUUUGCAUGCAGAUAAUAUGUAUAAAUGUACAUCAAUAAAAAGUUAUUUUAUCACUGAUUAUGAAGCUAAGUUAUUAAAUGAGAUCAACCAAAAACAUGCUGACUGUGGAUACGGAAAAGAAAUAUUUGUCGCAGGAAAAGAUUUUAUCGUCACUUUAGAAGAUGUUCAAGAAUUUUAUACAUUCAUGGACAUAUGUUAUAAACAAUUAGUGAGCAAUAUUACUCCAGAUAAUAAUGAAAAAUGCGGAUUUAUAUAUAUUAACUCUGAUUCGUUUGUACCCGAGGUUGUACCAUAUUGUACUAUAGAUGGUAAAAAAUUUGUUCCAAUAUUUUACUUUGAGGGCAAAACUAAACAUUUCAUGUCUCUAGCUGUAAAAAUAGAAAAUUGGAACUUGGCCUAUGUCAAGUUCUGUUGUAAUGUUGUUCAGGGUAUCAAAAAUGAGUUUCUUGAUAGUGACUCUUGUGAAAUGCUCAAUCUUGAUCAUAUCAAGAAUUUUUAUUCGCCAGAAACAAAUUUUAUAGAAUAUUGGCCAACUUUUGUUAAUAUACAACCCAAAAUUAAUCAGUUAUCUAAUUGUGUCAAUACACCUGGUGCCUGGUUUAGAGCACCCCCUGAGGUAGUACCUUCUGAAAUUACUAUUCCUUGUACAUUAAUAGAAGUAUCACCACCAGUACCACAUACUAUUCCAGAGAACAAGAACACCUGUCAAAAGAAAAGGCCAGUGAACCAAAUGAUUAAUUCAUAUACCAUUCAGCCUCAGACUCAGACUCAGCCUCCAUCGAGAGUUCGUAACUACUGUGUUGCAAGAAGAAAUCAAAGUAUUGCUCCCCAGUGCUAUAAUACGGGUUCUAUGUCUCAAGGUAGUAGUUUGCGAAACGUUGCGAGUCAUGUUGCACCAUCGCUUUUAGUCCGUUCUGCCGUACAUACCAAUACGGCACCAGUAUUGAAUAAUGUUGGGCCAAUUGUAAUUGCUCCACCAAAUGAAACAAUUGACUUGACAGGUCUUGAUUGAUGUUGAUAGGUACCUUUAUAUUUAAAACAAGUAUAUUAUAUUUAUUCACAAAAAUAGCAUGUGCAUCACUUCAGCCAAUUUUGUAUAACAUAGAUAAGUUGAUAAUGUCCAAUAAAUAAACAUAAGAUACUAUGGAUCAAACUUUAAAUUAAUAAUAUGAUAAUUUUAUUGACUAUGUUUUACAUAAUUGUUUUGUAUUUAAAUGUUACUGAUCAUUAUAUUAGAUAUUAGUUUCUGUAGGCUGAUGAUUUAAAUUUGUGUAGUUUUUCUAUGUGUUAUACCAAAAUGCAUA
Messenger RNA from Metopolophium dirhodum (rose-grain aphid), 2187 nucleotides. RefSeq lists its product as uncharacterized. The transcript has 5 exons. Lineage: Eukaryota; Metazoa; Arthropoda; Insecta; Hemiptera; Aphididae. The record is from RefSeq and is a predicted model, not a curated record. Bases 534 to 1895 code for a protein of 453 amino acids.